This is a messenger RNA of Fukomys damarensis (Damara mole-rat), 1383 nucleotides long. RefSeq names its product testis specific serine kinase 2 (gene Tssk2). Gene Ontology annotation, cellular component: cytoplasm. The transcript has a single exon. NCBI's taxonomy places the organism in Eukaryota, Metazoa, Chordata, Mammalia, Rodentia, Bathyergidae. The record is from RefSeq and is a predicted model, not a curated record. The coding region runs from base 120 to 1184 and encodes 354 amino acids. Gene Ontology annotation, biological process: protein phosphorylation; intracellular signal transduction; microtubule cytoskeleton organization. Gene Ontology annotation, molecular function: ATP binding; protein serine/threonine kinase activity; tau-protein kinase activity.
CCCAGGCCCAGGCCCAGGCUGGCCAGAGGGCUCCCCAUAGAGGAAAAAUGAAGACAAUUCCGGCCGGCUGGCGUGGGGAGGGGGUGUAGAGGGCGGCGCCGCCAGCCGUUCCUGGCACCAUGGACGAUGCCGCAGUCCUAAAAAAGAAGGGUUAUGUUGCGGGAAUCAAUCUGGGCAAGGGUUCCUAUGCAAAAGUCAAGUCUGCCUACUCAGAGCGCCUCAAGUUCAACGUGGCGGUCAAGAUCAUCGACCGCAAGAAAACGCCCACCGACUUCGCGGAGAGAUUCCUCCCUCGGGAGAUGGACAUCUUAGCAACCGUCAACCACCGCUCCAUCAUCAAGACCUAUGAGAUUUUUGAGACCUCUGAAGGACGCAUUUACAUCGUCAUGGAGCUCGGCGUCCAGGGAGACCUCCUCGAGUUCGUAAAAUGUCGGGGGGCCCUGGGCGAGGACGUGGCGCGGAGGAUGUUCCGCCAGCUCUCCUCAGCCGUCAAGUACUGCCACGACUUGGACAUCGUCCACAGAGACCUGAAGUGCGAGAACCUUCUCCUGGACAAGGACUUCAACGUCAAGUUGUCCGACUUCGGAUUCUCCAAGCGCUGCCUGCGGGACGGGUGCGGGCGCAUCCUCCUCAGCAAGACCUUCUGCGGAUCUGCAGCGUACGCCGCCCCCGAGGUGCUGCAGGGCAUCCCCUACCAGCCCAAGGUGUACGACAUCUGGAGCCUGGGUGUGAUCCUCUACAUCAUGGUCUGUGGCUGCAUGCCCUACGACGACUCCAACAUCAAAAGGAUGCUGCGUACCCAGAAGGAGCACCGCGUGGACUUCCCCCGCUCCAAGAACCUGUCUGGUGAGUGCAAGGACCUCGUCCGUCGCAUCCUGCAGCCGGAUGUCAACCGGCGGCUGCACAUCGAUGAGAUCCUCAGUCACGCGUGGCUGCAGCCCCCCAAGCCCAAAGCCAUGUCUUCUGCUUCGCUCAAGAGGGAUGGAGAGGGCAAGUAUCGGGCUGAGGACAAACUGGACCCCAGGCCGAGCUCGAGGCCUGAGCACAAGGCCAACUACAAACCGGGGGCCGAAACCCACCUCCGGCCCCAAAAUGAAGACAGGAUGGAGGACAGGCUGGCCGAGACCUCCAGAGGUGAAGAGCAUCAUCUCCCUGGAGCUGAGAUGCGGAAGGCGAACGUCUAGGCGUUCCGGGGGCCCUGGAAUGGGGAGGAAGGUGUGCGUCAGAUCGCGCUCUGUGAACCAAGUAGGCGGGCGGGGGUCGAAGGAGGCACAGGUGUCAGGAGCAGUAAAAUCUGUCGAUCGUCAUUUUGGCUAUGUUCUGUUAGCUUUCUUCCACUUCGGAGCAAAGAUCUUAAUUACUGACCAACCAAUAAACCACAAA